AUGGAUUCCUUGUUUUGGCCAUCAGAAAGUAACAGCUUUCGACGUUUCACCCCUGAGUCUUUGGCAACAAUCGAGGAAAGAAUUGCUAAGAAAAAAAAGCAGCAAGCCAAAGUUAACCAGAAGAAUAAGGACCAAGGAGUUGAAGAAGAUAAACUUACUCCUCAGCUUGAUCUGAAAACUUGCAAAAAACUGCCAUCUCUGUAUGGGGAUCUUCCUGUGGAGCUCAUUGGGGAACCCCUGGAAGAUUUUGAUCCAUACUACAGUGAUCACAAGACUUUUAUGGUGAUAAAUAAAAGGAGGACUAUUUUCCGGUUUACUGCCACGCCUGCCUUGUGUAUAUUUGGUCCUUUCAAUCCAGUCAGAAAAGCAGCAAUUAAAAUACUGAUCCAUUCAUUAUUUGUUGGCUUUAUUACAUGUACUGUGGUACUCAAUUGUGCUUCCAUGGCUGUAACUAAACUUCCAGAAGCACUCGGCUGGACUGAACAUCUUUUUACUGGCAUAUAUACUGGUGAAAUAUUGAUAAAAAUAUUAGCAAGAGGAUUUGUUUGGAAUGAAUUUACCUUUCUUCGAGAUCCAUGGAACUGCUUGGAUCUUGUCGUUAUUGUCGUAACGUAUGUUACUAUGUGCAAAAGUACAGGCAAGGUUUCAGCUCUUCGCACUUUCAGAGUACUGAGGACUUUGAAAGCUAUUUCAGUAAUACCAGGUCUGAAAGUCAUCGUAAAUUCACUUAUUGAAUCUGUUAAGAAACUUAGUGAUGUGUUGAUUUUGACUGUUUUUUGCUUGAGUAUAUUUGCCCUAAUAGGCCUCCAGCUUUUUAUGGGCAAUUUAACAUCCAAAUGUGUCCUCACUAAUACUACAUACAAUGACACAUUAUGUAAGGAUGCCAAGAUAUAUGUACCAAAUGAUGAAGGUAAAUUUUAUUCGUUUCUCCCUUUACAUAAUCUGUGUGUCUUCCUAUAUAUCUGCUACAGAAUGAAUAAAUCUUCUGAAAUACUGCUCUGUGGGUUCAGUUCAGAGCCUAACAAAGAGUGCCCAGAAAACUAUAGCUGCCAGAAGACUGGGAAGAAUCCUGACUUUGGUUAUACAAGUUUUGAUCAUUUUGGCUGGGCCUUCCUUUCUUUAUUCCGUCUGAUGACACAGGAUUACUGGGAACGUCUCUACAGACAAACUAUCCGUACAUCUGGCAAGAACUACAUUUUAUUUUUUCUGGGGGUCAUCUUUCUAUGCUCAUUUUAUCUCUUCAAUCUGAUCUUGGCUGUGGUAACGAUGGCAUAUGAAGAGCAAAAUAGAGCUACUCUUGCUGAAACAGAGGCAAAGGAAAAAUUACUUCAGGAUGCCAAACAAAUUCUGGAGAAAGAACAGAUGUUGGCUGUGGGAGAAGGUAAUAAGGCCUUACAUGUCAGAUCUGAAAUGUCAGUUGCUGACUUGAAAAAUUCAAGAGAAACAGAGAUGGAGAAAGAAAAACAUAUUUUAAGACAAAGCUUAAUUUUAGGUGACCAUGGCAAAGAGGAGCAUAUAUUUAAUUCACAGCCUGGUCACUGCCACAAGAAGCUUAGGCAGAUACUGCUGUCCUAUGAAUUGUCAGUGGACUCUAUUAAUGAUCCUUUUCGAAGACAGAGGUUAAUGAGUGCAGCCACUGUUAUUACAGAUAAUUUACAACUGCAAGAGUCAAAACUGAAAUGCCCUUCACUAUGGAAACGUUUUGCUCAAAAGUAUCUAAUUUGGAAUUGUUGUCCAUUCUGGAGAGCAGUGAAAGAGAAGGUGAAAUUGGUAAUUUUGGAUCCAUUUGUUGAUCUCUUAAUCAUGGUUUGCAUUAUUGUGAAUACGUUAUUCAUGGCUCUGGAGUACCCCGACAUGCCACGCAAUUACCAACAAAUGAUUUUUAUAAGUGACAAGGUCUUCACCCUGAUUUUUGCUGCAGAAAUGAUCUUGAAAAUCAUUGCUUUAGAUCCUUACAACUAUUUUCAGCAAAAAUGGAAUAUUUUUGAUAGCAUAGUUGUUAUGGUUGGCCUAAUAAGCUUUAAAGAAAAUCUGUCAUCUUUCAGGCUGCUCAGGAUCUUCAAAUUGGCAAAGUCCUGGCCAGCCUUAAAUACGCUUAUGAAAAUAAUUCUAAACUCAGUUGGUGCUUUGGGUAACCUCACUCUGGUUUUGGUUAUCACUGUAUUUAUUUUUGCUGUAGUAGGAAAGCAGGUUUUGGGCACUUAUUAUAAGAAUAAUUACUGUAAAAUAAACACCGAUCAGCAUUUACGCUGGCAUAUGAAGGAUUUUUGUCAUUCAUUCCUGAUUAUAUUCCGAAUAUUAUGUGGAGAAUGGAUUGAAACCAUGUGGGAAUGUAUGGAAGUGGCUGGAAAAGGGCUAUGUCUUCCCAUUUUCUUGCUGGUCCUGGUGAUAGGAAACCUGGUGGUGCUCAACCUAUUCAUUGCCUUGCUGCUGAGUUCGUUCAGUACUGACUCCUCAAUGGGACAAGAGGAAACUGGACAAGAGACUAAAUGUCAGAUUGCCAUUGCACGGAUUCACAAGGGCCUGCAAUCUGUGAAAGGCAGAAUUUUGGAUUGUUGUGGCAAAAGAAUGAAACGAAGCCUGAAAACAACAGCCAAAAAGAAGGCUUUGGUGAAAAUUUCUGCCAAAGACGUAGAGGAAAAUAACUAUGCCAUGACAGAUGUUGGAAAGUAUAUAGACAACAAUUGCUUUGACAUUGGGUAUUACAAUACUGAAGAGAGUUCCUCAAUAACAGGGAAGUAUGAAGACUUUUUAAUCAGUCGUGGUACCUGUGUUCCCAUUGCAGUAGCAGAGACUUACACCAAUGAAGGUGGUGAUAAACACAAUGUAUGCACAGAAAUAGAAUACAGAAAACAGAAAUGUGAUGCUGGUAGCUAUUCUGAAGCCAGCACUGUGGAUCCAGUUAUUCUUCUGGAGAUGUUUCCCCAGCCUGAGAAGUCACACCUACCUAAGGACUGUUUUACAGAAAGUUGUGUUGAAUGUUUCCCGUUUUGUGUAGUGGAUAUCACUAAGUUUCCAGGCAGAACUUGGUGGAAAUUUAGAAAAACCUGCUACAGAAUUGUUAAACAUAGCUGGUUUGAAAAUUUUAUAAUUUUUAUGAUAAUAUUGAGCAGCGCAGCACUGGCAUUUGAAGAUAUUCACCUGCAGGAGAGAAAAAAAGUGAAAAUGCUCCUAGAGUAUGCUGAUAAAAUAUUUACCUACAUCUUUUUUAUGGAAAUGCUUCUGAAAUGGGUAGCUUAUGGUUUGCACAGUUAUUUCACAAAUGCCUGGUGUUGGCUUGACUUCAUCAUUGUGUGUGUAAGUAUUAUAUUCAGCUUGUCUUACAUUUUGACUUGUUCCUCUGGGAGUGCGCUGAAAUCUCUCAGGACUCUUAGAGCAUUGAGGCCUCUACGAGCUUUGUCAAGAUUUGAAGGGAUAAAGGUUGUUGUGAAUGCACUCUUGGGAGCUAUCCCCUCAAUCUUGAAUGUUUUGCUCGUCUGUAUUGUCUUCUGGCUCCUAUUUAACAUUGCAGGAGUAAAAUUACUUGGAAAAAAAUUUUCGAAAUGCGUACUCAAGAAAGGAAAUAUCAGUCUAAUUGAUAACAAAUAUAAUUGUACUAUGUAUAAUGGAACAUGGAUAAAUAAUGAUGUAAACUUUGAUAAUGUUGGGAUGGGAUACUUGGCUCUUCUCCAAGUGGCAACUUUUAAAGGUUGGAUGGAUAUUAUGUAUGCAGCAGUGGAUUCACGUAAGAUAGAUGACCAGCCAAAGUUUGAAGCGUUCUUAGCCAUGUAUAUGUAUUUUGUGAUUUUCAUUAUUUUUGGAUCUUUCUUCAUGCUGAACCUUUUCAUUGGAGUGGUUAUCAGCAAUUUUAACCAACAAAGGAAAAAGAUAAGUGGAAAAGAUCUAUUUUUGACUGAGGAACAGAAAAAGUACUAUAAUGCCCUAAAAAAACUUGGAUCCAAGAAACCUCAAAAACCCAUCCCAAGACCAUUGAAUGUGUUCCAAGGAUUACUGUUUGAUAUAGUAUCACACAAAGCAUUUGACAUUACUGUUGUGACUUUCAUCUGUCUAAAUAUGGUCAUUAUGAUGGCAGAAAAUAAUAGCCAGAACGGCAUCAAGGAUGUUCUUAAUAAAAUCAACUUUUUUUUUGUGGCAGUAUUUACUGGGGAAUGUGUCAUAAAAAUACUAGCCCUAAGACAUUACUUCUUCACCAGUGGCUGGAACAUAUUUGAUUUAGCUGUUGUGGUCCUUUCACUAGUUAGUAUUGGACUUUCUGAAGGCUUUCGAACUUUGUUCUCUCCUACACUUUUGAGAAUUUUUCGUUUGGCACGAAUUGGCCGAAUCCUGAGAUUGAUUAAAAAAGCUAAAGGAAUUCGAACUCUUCUUUUUGCAUUACUGAUGUCUCUCCCUGCACUGUUCAACAUUGGCCUUUUGCUUUUUCUGGUUAUGUUCAUUUAUGCCAUUGUGGGCAUGACAAACUUUGCCUGUCUUGGCUGGGAAGGUGGGAUUGAUAACCUUUUCAACUUUCAAACCUUUGAUAGUAGCAUUCUCUGUCUCUUUCAAAUUACAACAUCAGCUGGCUGGGAUAGUCUUUUGGUCCCUCUGUUAAAAGGGCCUAAUUCAUGUGCUCCCAACUUAAAUUUAACAGAUGAACAGAAAAGCAAUUGCACAAAUAAGGAGGUUGGUAUUUUAUUUUUUGUAAGCUAUGUCAUUAUAUCAUUUCUCAUUGUUGUAAAUAUGUACAUAGCUGUCAUUUUAGAGAACUUCAGUGUUGCCACUGAAGAAAGCACAGAUCCUCUUUGUGAGGAUGACUUUGAUAUGUUUUAUGAGACCUGGGGAAAUUUUGAUCCUCAAGCAACACAGUUUAUUGAAUAUUCUGCUCUUUCAGACUUUGCAGAUGCUCUGGCAGAACCCUUACGCAUUCCAAAGCCUAAUAAAAUUCAGCUCAUAUCCAUGGACCUCCCUAUAGUUAGUGGAGAUAAGAUCCACUGCUUGGAUAUCUUGCUUGCUUUCACUAAAAGGGUCUUGGGAGAAUCUGGGGAUUUGCAUGGUCUUGAUUUACACAUAGAAGAAAAAUUUAUGGCUGCCAAUCCAUCUAAAGUUUCUUACAAGCCAAUUACUACUACCCUUAAAAGAAAACAAGAGGAGGUAUCGGCUCUUAUUAUUCAAAGAGCCUUCAGGAGGUAUUUGAAGCAGCGUUCUUUUAAAAAUAAAUCUUUCUUAUAUCGUCAUAAACAUUAUAACAGUGCUGUCUUUGAAAAUGAAACACAUGAGAAGGAAAGACUUAUUGUAUCAACACUUAAUGAAAAUAAUGGUAGGAAGCUAGAUAAAUCACGGACUACAUCUUCCAUAUCUCUCCCUUUAUUUUAUGAUGGUAUUGCUGAAACAGAUAGCAAUAACAUGGACACAUAA
Gavia stellata (red-throated loon) is the source of this 5391-nucleotide messenger RNA. Its product is annotated as sodium channel protein type 5 subunit alpha. Gene Ontology annotation, biological process: membrane depolarization during action potential; neuronal action potential; sodium ion transmembrane transport. Gene Ontology annotation, molecular function: voltage-gated sodium channel activity; protein binding. The record is from RefSeq and is a predicted model, not a curated record. The transcript has 25 exons. The coding region runs from base 1 to 5391 and encodes 1796 amino acids. Lineage: Eukaryota; Metazoa; Chordata; Aves; Gaviiformes; Gaviidae. Gene Ontology annotation, cellular component: voltage-gated sodium channel complex; axon; plasma membrane.